AUGCUCCUUUCUGCAGUUCUUCUGUUUUCAGUUUUAAUUUUCAUCCCACAUUUCCCAUUUGGUGCUCACGCUAAGCUGCACGUAGACUGCACCUUCGAACGAAUAAAAUCAUGGACGACUGCUCAGAAUACUUCGGCUCCAUCACUGAGGUUUAGGGGACAGCUUCCUUCUUCAAAAAAGAGUCACACUUGCCUUGUGAAGACAAAUGAGACAAACCGACUGAUUUAUUUGAAAGCCAAAAGAGACGAGUGGUCCAAAGGUUCACUGCACGUCUCUGCCUAUGAAGAAGACGAGGGAUCCUUGCUAACUAGCCAUCUUGGUAUAUCAACGUCUGAAGCUGGAUGGAGAAGUUUGCCUUUCUGUCCAACCAAGGGUAAGGUUAGGGGAAAGCAUUUAUUGUUUUCAGGCACAGAUGGCGUUGGUUUCAUGGCGGAAAUGCAACAAGAAAGAGGCAUUGAAUUAGAUGUCCCAGUGCCGGUUAAACUGAGUGCAAAGGAUACUUAUCCAGCUGUUUAUCAGUUCAUUCCAGCAGAAGACAUUUCAAGUACUCAACUUGACAUAACUGUCACUUCUGAGUCUGAUGACGUACCAGCUUACUUAAAAGUAUCACGUAACUGUAAGGAUGUCAAAGACAACAUUAACGUUGUGGACUAUAAAGGAGAGUCAAUCCGUCUGUCGUUCGCCAAAAGGGGACGGAUUACUUUGUCCAAGUUCUCCACUCCACCUUUGACCGCUUCCUCUUCCAGUUGGUUCAUUGGGAUUGCAAUUAAAAACGCCGCUGGCGAAACUUCCCCUAAAGCCACAAAGACGGUUGAAUUGACUUUGACGAGAUCAUUUGAUUACUCAUACGCUCAUCCAUUGUGGAUUUCGCAACUUGUAAUCAAUGUUUUAGGUGGUGUUGCUAUUUCUCUUUUGGCAUGGUUUAUUUUUAGAGUGAGAGAUUGCGAGAAGUGCAAGAAUUUAAGUAUAACCCCCGGUGAAUUUUUCUCAGCUAUGCUGGCCGUUCUGUUUAUUCAUUCGUUCAGUCGGGGUCCCAAAACGUAUUCUUACAUCACAAUUAUUGUCGGUUCGGUUUUAAUGGUGGGUUCAUUCCAGUUUGUCUUUGCAGACUGGUAUUUAAUGAUUCAAGAGGGCGACAGAGAUCACUGUUAUUAUAACGAUUUCUGUUAUCGAGUGCGCUAUGCUGAUAUUCCCUAUAAUUUAAUUGUUAGUAAUAUUAUUUACGUCUCGCAAGGCUUGAUUUUAGCUAUAAAUGUUCUUUGCAUGGAGUCAGAGGUACUUGCUCGAUGUAGGAAACUUGCCAAGGAACAAGGAAAAAAGCUGAAACCAAAAGAGGAAGAAGAGUUACCUAAUCACGUGUUAAGAUGUCCCGAUAUUUCGCUUCAUUUCAGAAAAAUGCAUGUUCCCAGAGAUACCGAAUCUCCUGACGAAAUGUUUCCUGCAGCAAUUAAAAAGAAGUAUAACUUUUCUUUGGGCUACGCUCAAGCCUGGGCCUUGUUGUUUGUAGGGGCAUUUUCAGCACUUUAUCAUCUCUGUCCGAGUAGGUUGACUUUUCAGUUCGAUACAGCUUUUAUGUUCGUGAGUGCAGGUUUAAGUAUUGUUUGGUGCUAUAAUGGCAUUGAAAUGCAGGAAUGCUCAGCAAGUGUAAGCGCUAAAAAUCGUGUAGGAGCAGCAAAUAUGUUUCUUUACUUCGUAGUUCCUAUGUUAAUUUUCAAUUAUCUUGGAACAAUGUAUCAUUCAGAAGCAGGGCUCGCCAAAGUGUUCAGAAUCCCGGUCUUUAUACUUCUCGUUCUCUGGUUAGUAAUCUUGCUAUCGUGGGCUGGAUAUAAGUUGUUUCCUGAGAUGUGUAGUAUAGCCUGCUGGAACUCUCUUGUUCAGAGGCGCUGUUCCAGUGAAUGUUGUGAAAACUGUGAAAGGUUCUCCAAGAAGAUCCGUGAAAACAAAGUGUUGAUAAUAGUUAGCUUUUUUGGUCUCUUCCUCUUUCCGAUUUUGUUUGCGAGCCUCCGGAUUGCUAAAGUAUUAGAAUUUACCGACGCCUUUCUCUAUCUUUGUUUAACAGAGAACGCUGUUGCAGCUUUCGGAACUUUCAUUCUCGGCAGCUGUUUUGGCAGCCAGUCAGACUCCAGUGGAUGUAACAAAUGGUGUAAAAUUUUAUUCCGCUUUUUGCAAAUUCCUUUUUUUGUGGCAGCCUUUGUCAUUUUGGAAACAAAUGAAACAAUAGAUAAGAGUAAGUCUCCUGAAAAAUCUCGUGAUUUAAACAGAGAAUGUAACUUUAUGGGUUUCUUUGACUGGCAUGAUAUAUGGCACAUUUUUUCCUCGUUUGGUUUCCUUAUUUCGGCACUAGCGAUGAUCCAUGAUAGUUAUGAACCUCCAAAAGAGAUUCAAGAUGGUGAUAGGCCUAAUUAUGGCUCAACUCAAACUUGUGUAUGA
Molecule: messenger RNA, 2430 nt
Organism: Pocillopora verrucosa
Lineage: Eukaryota; Metazoa; Cnidaria; Anthozoa; Scleractinia; Pocilloporidae
Source: RefSeq, a predicted model, not a curated record